AUUUUGAUUCAUCACGUGAAUCACGUGCUCGAUCAGCGUUCUAACAUGUGAAUAUAUUAUUGUGUUUUUUCAAAAUUCCAAAAUUUGACUGAAUAAUUUUUCUCUCAUGUCCAUUAUUUCGUAUCGUUUCGUAUCUCGUUUUCUAUCUUCACGUACUAUCUUACAUAAUAAAAAUCGAACAAUGUUAAGUAAUAAUAUAUCGGCUCGUAUCAAUAUGAUUGUCAUGGGAAAUGGUGCUAUGAUGCAACCAUCGGUAAUUGUUACAACGGAUAAAAUUAAUUACCUAUUCAAUUGUGGUGAAGGUACACAACGAAUGAUCAUUGAACAUAAUAAAUUCCUGAAAUUGGGUAAACUUCAUAAUGUAUUUUUCACUGGUACUACAUAUGAAAAUUGGUCCGGUUUUUUUGGUCUCAUAUUAACCGUUGCUGAUAUUAAAAAUCAAUUGAAAUUUUAUGGUUCAAGCAAAUUCGAACAGAUCAUACAAAUGUAUCGUCAAUUUUUACAAUCAGCUAGUAAAGUUGAACUUCAACAUAUUGUAACCGAUAAUAGUGAUGCAGUGAUAGAUUUAAUCGAUGAUGAUGAUUUCCUAAUUCGAUCAUUAUCAUACAAAGAAUCAACAGCAUACAUUGUUAUUGCCAAAGAUAAAAUCGGACGAUUAUUGAUUGAUAAAUGUAAACAAUUAAACAUACCACCUGGGCCAAAAUUUGCUGCAUUAAAAAAUGGCCAAACAAUCGAAAUCGAUGAUAGAAUUAUUCAACCUGGCGAUGUUCUUGGACCACCUGAACCUGGUGCAGCUAUUGUGAUAUUAGAAUGUCCACAAUUCGAUUAUCUAAAUGAUUUUUAUCGAAAAGUGAAAAAUUUCACUCCAUAUGUACAUGGAAAACAGAUCGAAUUAGUUGUUCAUAUGACACCGGCUACAAUUGUCAGUGAUUCCAAUUAUCAGCAAUGGAUCAAAACAUUCGAUUCAAAUGUUAAACAUUUGAUUUUGAAUGAAAAUUCUGGUUAUGAUUUAGGUCUUAUUUCGUCCACUGAAUUACAAAUCAAAUUAAAUCUACUUGAUAAUGAAAUAUUUCCAUUAUUACCGGAACGACAAUCUAGUGGCGAAAAUGUUGAUUUUGAAUGCCAGAAAAUUAUUGAAAAUGUACCGAAUCUAUUCACAUAUCAGAUAAGACCGCGAAGAAAAUUUGAAAUCCUCGAUUCAAAUUGUCGCUAUUUGAAUAGUGGAAAAAUUCAAGAGGAAAUUCUUGAACAAACAGAAUUCAAAAAUCGUCUUGAUGAAUAUAAAUCAAUGGCAAUAACAAACCAACAACAGUCAUAUCCAAAUGUAAUAUUUCUUGGAACCGGUUCCAGUUCACCGGGUAAACAACGUAAUACCAGUGGUAUAUUAGUCAAUGUGAAUACAGAAAGAUCUAUCCUAUUGGAUUGUGGUGAAUCAACCCUUUUGCAGAUGAAACGAUUUUUUGGUCAUGAUCAUUAUCACCGAGAAAUUGGUCGUAUUGAUGCUAUAUUCAUUUCACAUUAUCAUGCUGAUCACCAUUUUGGUCUUGUCAAGUUGAUAAAAGAACGUUUAAAAUUAUCAACCAAACCAAUAUGGGUUAUUGCACCAUAUUCAAUUCUAUCAUUUCUUGAUUAUUUUGCCAUAAAUUUUGAAAAUAUCUCCAAUGGUUAUCGUGGAAUUGCAUGUGAAACAUUAUUGUUCGAUAAACUUACGAAAAAGUUGAAUCAAAAUGAAGAAAAACAAGAAUUAUUACGACAACUUGUCAUCAAUGAAAUUGCCACUGUAUUGGUACCACAUUGUUUUGAAAGUUAUGGUAUUAUUCUGGAAAUUUUUGGAAAAAAAUUAGCCUAUUCCGGUGAUUCAAUGUAUUCUGAUUCAUUUGAUCAUAUUGCACAAAAUUGUGAUAUGAUCAUACAUGAAGCAACAAUGAAUGAUGAUCUAUGGCAAGAAGCUGAAUACAAACGACAUUCAACCAUAUCACAGGCAAUAAAUGUUGGACGACGAAUUGGAGCACACUAUACGGUGUUGACACAUUUUUCACAACGUUAUGCAAAAAUAGCACCGAUAACUCUAAUCGAUGAUAAAUCAUUGGCUAGCUAUAUUGAAAAACAAGUUGUAAUUGCAUUUGAUUUUAUGCAAAUUUCAUUCACAAAUUUAGCACGUGCUGCACGUCUCAAAUAUCCUCUUGAAGUAUUAUUCGAUGAAGAGAUACAACGAAUGCAGGACGUCGUAACCAAACGAAAUAAUAAACGAAAAUUAUUGGAAGAAUUUUCCUAAAAUUGAAAAAAAAAUUAAAAUUUUCAAAAAAAAAAUCUAUAACAUUCUUUAUGAAAAGACACACGAGUGUUUUUCUGUGUGUGUGU
Messenger RNA from Dermatophagoides farinae (American house dust mite), 2361 nucleotides. RefSeq names its product ribonuclease Z, mitochondrial. Gene Ontology annotation, cellular component: mitochondrion. Gene Ontology annotation, molecular function: 3'-tRNA processing endoribonuclease activity. NCBI's taxonomy places the organism in Eukaryota, Metazoa, Arthropoda, Arachnida, Sarcoptiformes, Pyroglyphidae. Gene Ontology annotation, biological process: mitochondrial tRNA 3'-end processing. The record is from RefSeq and is a predicted model, not a curated record.